AUCAGUGAAAUCUCAACAAACAGCAGGUGUAGGGCGCCUCCUGGUUGUAGUAAUGGAAGGAAUGAAACUGAAGGCUCGUUCCAUAAAUGUUCGUCGUAGAUGCCCACUUGGCAAGCUUCAAGUCAUAGUGAUAGAGGCGUGUGAGCUGUUCUGUAACCAGAGUAAAGGACAGAGUGACCCAUAUUGUGAAGUCAGUAUGGGCUCCCAGGUACACAAAACUAAAGUUGUGUCAAAUUCGAUCAAUCCAAAGUGGAACUCCUCCAUGCAGUUUCUUGUGAAAGACCUGAAGCAAGAUGUAUUGUGUAUAACAGUUUUUGAUAGAGAUCUGUUUUCUCCAAAUGACUUCCUUGGUAGAACUGAGAUCAGAGUUGCGGAGAUACACAAGUACACCAAAGAAACAAUGGGACCAGUCACACAACGUUUGCUGUUGUAUGAAGUUGAAACAGGAGAAGUUGUUUUAAAGUUUGAUCUUCAGUUGUUCAACAAUUAAUGAAGGAAAAGGAUAGAAUUAUAUUAAAAUGAUAACUAUUGAGGUCAAGUUCAUGAGUUGUUGCUUGAAUGUCUUGGUUUAAUAUGCUACAACAUAAAUUCUAACUCUAUCACUUAACACCUGUAGGUACAGAUUUAAAGUUGAUUUGACCUCCUGAGAACACUAAAGAUGUAAUGUUCCUCAUUGGCUAUUAUUGAUUCUAACAUAAACAUUUAGAAAAGAACAUUUUCAGUAUAUUUUUUUUUAUGUAAAAAUAACAUUUUCAAAUGUU
Limulus polyphemus (Atlantic horseshoe crab) is the source of this 761-nucleotide messenger RNA. Its product is annotated as intersectin-1-like. The transcript has 4 exons. The record is from RefSeq and is a predicted model, not a curated record. Lineage: Eukaryota; Metazoa; Arthropoda; Merostomata; Xiphosura; Limulidae. Gene Ontology annotation, molecular function: calcium ion binding. Bases 53 to 490 code for a protein of 145 amino acids.